This is a messenger RNA of Eurytemora carolleeae, 2035 nucleotides long. RefSeq lists its product as uncharacterized. The record is from RefSeq and is a predicted model, not a curated record. The transcript is spliced from 11 exons. NCBI's taxonomy places the organism in Eukaryota, Metazoa, Arthropoda, Copepoda, Calanoida, Temoridae. The coding region runs from base 180 to 1394 and encodes 404 amino acids.
UUGAGCAAGAAAAUGAGGGAAAAAGAGUAUCCACUGAAUGAAGUAUAAGUGAUCAAAUCAUCUUGGAGAAUAUUGACUAAAUAAGUUUGAUGGAAUUCCAAACAACCACUUUUGGUUGGGCCAAAUUUUUUUUUUUUUAGCUUAAAUAAAAGGUUUAAUUUUAAAUAUUUCAGAAAAAAAUGACUCACACUGAAGACUCAGAGCACUUUGAAAUUGGAAGAUAUCAAGGAUUCGGAAAUGGCACGAGGAAGGUUGUUUUCAAUAAAGAAAAGAAUGGAGAACUGAGAGAGAUUGGAUCUCAGAAAAAAUUCGCCAUGAAUAAUUUUGACACAAUUUACAAUGGAAUUGGAGAAAUGUUCCAGCGACCGAAACCUGACCGAACUCCGUCUAUGAAUCCACGAAUCCCGAAGCCCAGGAGUGGUCCUGGAUCUGUUCUACGAACUCUGGCACUUUACGGGGGUGAAGAUACCUAUUAUACCAACAAAGAAAUCCAAAAAAUGGUUUCCACCUUCUGUGAGGGUUAUUAUUGUCCUACAAAAGAUGCACUGGAUACAGCUCUGAGCCCAAACAGUCUUCAAAGACGAGGAUGGAUUAAAAGGAAACAGAAUAAAUACUGUAUUACACAAUCGGGACUUGAAAUAGCUGACAAAAUUGAACAGGCUCUGAACUUGCAAGAAGUCAGCUCCGAGAGAGAUAAUUCUAAGAACGAUGAAGAAAUGAACAUAGAAGAGGAAACUAUCGGAGAUUGUAUAGUUAUUAGCGAAAUCCCUUUGCCUCCAGAUGACGUGGAAGUAGCAGGAGAUGCUGAAUCUGAGGAACUGAUCCCAAAAGAAGAAAUAAAAGAAGAAGUAGAUGACACCUUGGAAGAUGCUUCUGACAGCACUAUGGAAGAUGCUUCUGACAGCACUAUGGAAGAUGCUUCUGUUAAUACUACGAAAAAUGCUUCUGAUAAUGCUAUGGAAGAUGCCUCUAAUGCAAUGGAACAUGCUUCUCAGCUUGUUGAAGUUACCAUGAGAAUCGAACCUUCUCCACGUGUGUCCAAGCCUCCUAAGUUCAACGGAGCACCUGGAUACAUCCUCAGAGCUCUGGAUAAAUAUUACACCGAGGGCAAAGAAUACAGCAAAUGGGGUAUUCAAGAGGAAGUCGUGAAAUUUUGCGAAUCGUUAAACAUAAAUUUGGAAUCAAUUCCAACACCCUUCGCGAUACAAGGAGCCUUGAGGACAAAAUCUGCCAAAAACAGUACUCGGACUCUCCAGGAGAAUGGUUGGAUUUUGAAAAACCAGGAUGAAUACCGGAUAACAGGGUUAGGACGGAGAAUAGCAGACAAAUUGAACAAGGAGGCAGCUGCAUACAAGAAUUUCCGCGGGUAUUCGGCCCAUGUCGGACAAGAGUAGAAUUAAGCACUGUAAAGAUCUGUACAUAAACUCUUCAUGUACUCUUUACAUUGUACAUAUAUAUAUACACCAAUAUAGUACUUCUAUAUGAAUAUUAUUAAAAUAUAUUUUUUUUAAAUCUACAAAAUUAAUCGACCAAAUUUUUAAAGGAUAAAUUUUUUUACGAAUAGAAAGAAAUUUUGUCCUCAAAACUUUAUCCUCUUUAAUUAACUUAUUUCCAAUUACUUUUUCAAAUCCUUGAAACUAAUACAUUUAACCUGAUAAAUUUUCAUUUAAAUAAAAAGAUAAAAUACAAAAAAAAAUCCAUCACAGAACCUUGUAUGGAUUAAAGUUGAACUGAAAUAGUACAAAAGAACAAACACAGUUAAAAAAAAAAUUAUAAAACUAAAUUUUCUGAAACGUAUUAAUUUUCAAUGUAUGUAUGCAAUGCACCGGUACGUAUGAAUUAAUGUUAUGAAUGCUACUAAUCUUAGCGAUUUAAUACGUUUCAGAAAAAUGUAUCAAAGUAUUUUUAAAGAACGUGUUAAAAUGCAGUAAUCGAAAUCGGGAUGAAACAGUAGGAGGAACUUGAAGUUCUACCUCAUGAAACGAAAGAGAUAUCGGCAAAAUUCGGUUGAAAAUUAACUUCAGUUCAGGCACAA